AGUGAAAGUAAAAGUGGAGUAUUUCCUAGUUCACAUAGAUCAGGUCGGAGAUUCAGUCUGUCAAGAGACAUGAGCUCCUUACAGUUUAACGCAGUUUUACUCGACAUCUCUAACCAGCUGUCCGCCGAUCAGCUGAAACAGAUGAAGUUUCUGUGUGGAGGUAUAAUCGGGAAAAAAGACCAGGAAAAGAUCGACGCCGGAUUAAAACUGUUCCAGUUUCUGACGGAGCGAGGCAAACUGGGAGCCGAUAACACGGAGUUUUUAUCCGAGCUUCUCAAAAACAUUGAACGACACGAUCUUUCAGACAAAUUGAACAGUUUUGAAAGUCAGUCUGCACACACCUUCAGUCAACCAAACGAGACGGAGAGAGCCAAACUGGACAUUGCCACUGAAGUGAUUGCAGAAAAUCUCGGAAAGUCUUGGCGUAAACUGGGCCGCAAACUGGGUUUGAAAGAUGUCAAGCUGGAGUCCAUCCACAGGAAGUACGCCACAGAACUGGAGGAGACAGCGGUGGAGCUGCUGAAGGAGUGGAGGAAGAGUCGGGGAGCCGAAGCCCGGACAGCUGAUCUGUUAGCAGCCCUGAGGGCCUGUCAGUUCAACCUGACUGCUGAUAAAGUAGAGGACAAACUGAAAGACAGUGGAUAUGGUGAAAUGUGAUGAUUUACAGCGCAGAUGAGAUUGAGAUUAACUCUGAGGAUGAAAAUCAUAGCUGUGAUUUAAAGAAAUCAAUUGUGAAUAAAGUUAUAUGUAGAUAUAAUAAAUUAUGCAAAACAAAUCAUAUUUGUUGAGAGGAAUAAACUGACUUAGUGUCAUAAAAUAGGCAGACAGGGAAAGUGUGUUUAAAGACAGUAAUCGGAGCUUGUUUCAGUAUGAUGCGGUUCUCCUCAGUGUCAGCUAAUAUUGCUCAUGUUUCAUGUUUUUAUUUGAAGUUAGUUCAGAUUUAUAUAUUAAUGGUCAUGAAGCUGAAAUGGAGAAGUUCACAUCUUAAUAAUAGUUUAUGUCUCCUAAUGUUCACAUUUACAGACAUGUCACUGUCAUCAAAAGAUACUUUCUCCCUAUUAUAGAGAAAUAGCUUUUUUUCAGUAUAUUAAAAUUCUGAUGAUGUCGUGGCAUUUUCAUUUGUUGCUGAUUUAAUGUCAUCAGCGCCAUCAAUACAAGGAAGACAGUGUUUUCAAGCUUCCUGCUGUUGUAAAAGAAGGUAGAAAUCAAACCUACUGGUACCUGUUUUUAUUAAGGACGUUUCAACAGGACAUGUUAAAAGACAGAUUCCACUAUAAAAAGGCUGUAGUUGUCCAUGCAAUAUCACCACUUUAAAGUCCUGUGAAACUGGUUUCCAAGGCAGAGGUUUUAUUAGCACUGAGUAGGUGUACAUGUGAAUAUAUAUAUGAUACGUAUUAGUUAGGAAAUCCACUCAUUUGCUUACAGUGUUAGAUGAGAAGAUCAAUGCCACUCUCAUGUCUGUCUGUUAAAUAAAAUGAUACACUAAUGGCAAAA
Molecule: messenger RNA, 1494 nt
Organism: Lates calcarifer (barramundi perch)
Lineage: Eukaryota; Metazoa; Chordata; Actinopteri; Centropomidae
Gene: fadd
Product: Fas (tnfrsf6)-associated via death domain
Exons: 2
Coding region: 70-657 (195 amino acids)
Biological process (GO): regulation of apoptotic process; signal transduction
Molecular function (GO): protein binding
Source: RefSeq, a predicted model, not a curated record